CUUGCAGCAACAGUCCCACACAGCUCCAGGCGGCCGGUGUGGCAGGAUGGAAAUGAGUGUGUCGGCGGUGGUUGUUUUAUUUAUCGCUUUGUCUGUGGAUUUUUCUGCCGCUCAGACGUAUGUCCUAGACGAUAAGUUUGGACUGGGCCGAGUUUUUGACGGAAUUGGGGGUCUGAGUGGUGGCGGGGCGACGUCCCGGUUACUGAUCAACUAUGCAGAGCCGUACCGCAGCCAGAUACUGGACUACCUUUUCAAACCAAACUUUGGAGCCUCUUUGCAAAUACUGAAGGUGGAGAUUGGAGGAGAUGCUCAAACUACUGAUGGAACAGAGCCGUCACACAUGCACUACGAGAAUGACGAGAACUACUUCCGGGGCUAUGAGUGGUGGCUGAUGAAAGAAGCCAAGAAGAGGAACCCAAACAUCACGCUCAUAGGUUUACCCUGGGCUUUUCCUGGUUGGGUGGGCCAUGGUAAGAACUGGCCCUAUGACUUCCCAGACAUCACUGCAGCGUACGUGGUGAACUGGAUCCUCGGUGCUAAGCAAUACCAUGACCUGGACAUUCAGUAUGUUGGGAUCUGGAAUGAGCGAAACUUCGACAGCAAGUACAUCAAGCUGCUGCGGUACACUCUGGAUAAAAAUGGUCUGGAGGGAGUCAGGAUCAUAGCCAGUGACAAUCUGUGGGAGCCCAUUGCCCUGUGUAUGCUGCUAGACCCUGAGCUCAGCACAGCUGUAGACGUGAUAGGGGCCCACUACCCAGGCACCAACACAGUGAUGGACGCCCUGAAGACAGAGAAGAAGCUGUGGUCGUCAGAGGACUACAGCACCUUCAAUGAUGAGGUUGGGGGAGGCUGCUGGGCUCGCAUCCUCAACCAGAACUACGUCAACGGACGCAUGACUGCCACCAUCUCCUGGAACCUGGUGGCCAGCUACUAUGAGGAGCUGCCCUUUGGCAGAGAUGGGCUGAUGACUGCUGAGGAGCCCUGGAGUGGCAACUAUGUUGUGGAAUCUCCUAUCUGGAUCACAGCCCACACCACACAGUUCACCCAGCCAGGAUGGACCUACCUGCAGACAGUCGGACCUCUGGCACAAGGGGGAAGUUAUGUUGCCCUCACCGACGGGAAGGGAAACCUCACUGUUGUCAUUGAAACCAUGACUCAUGAUCAUUCAGUCUGCAUAAGACCUCCACUCCUUCCGUUCAAUGUGACAUCCCAGAAUGCAACUUUCCAGCUGAAGGGAUCCUUUGCCUCCAUAAAGGAACUCCAAGUAUGGCGGUCACAGUUUAACUUCAAGACCAAAAAGCCCUCCUUCUUUGAGAAACUAACGCCACUGAAGCUUUUAGAUGGAUUGUUCACCUUAAAUCUGGGUGAGGACGAAGUUUACACAUUAACUACAAUUACAGCAGGACAGAAAGGCAGUUACCCAGACCCACCUCCUUCAGCUCGCUUCCCUAAAGUCUACAAGGAUGACUUUAAUGUUCGAAACCCACCCUUCUCUGAAGCUCCAGACUUUGCCGACCAGACAGGGGUGUUUGAGUACUACAUCAACCUGACCGACCCUGGACCUCACGUGUUCACCUUCCGACAAGUUCUGACUGAGAGACCUGUCACAUGGGUAGCAGACGCUGACCAGACCAUCAGCGUCAUAGGAGACUAUCAGUGGCAGAACCUGACGGUUACAUGCGAUGUCUUCAUGGAGAGUGUAAAGACUGGUGUUUUCAUAGCAGCUAGGGUGGACAAAGGAGGCCAGUCAGUCCGCAGCGCUAAGGGAGUCUUCUACUGGGUGUUUGCUGAUGGCACCUACAAAGUCACCAAUGAUCUUGCCGGUCAGACUGUUCUUGCAGAAGGUCAGUCUGGUACCCGAGCAUAUGGCUGGCACACCUUAUCACUCCACGUGAACGGCCAGACUGCGUCAGGGCUGCUGAAUGGCUACCCACUGUGGAAGAACGCUGUGGUACUGACUCCAGAGCAUGGCUGGGCUGCCAUAGGAACACAUUCAUUUCAGUUAGCUCAGUUUGACAACUUUGCUGUGGUGGCAGAAUAAUGACUGUGAAGUAAUGCAUUACACUAUACUGUUAAUAUUCUAAUUAAUUUAUGGACUAGAUGAAUGCAUUGAUUUAAUACUUCAUCUCUGAAUGUCGAUUUUUUGUUUUUCUCUUUAUAAAGAUUUAAAAGGUUUUACACAAGAAUUAAGGGAACAAGAGGGCACAUAAUGUAACCUAACAACUGCUGUUUGAGGUAAAUGGAAUUUUGCACAGUUUUAAUCCUUUUAUUCCAUUUUUAAUGGAAUAUAUGUGAAUUUCAGCUUUAUUCCAUUUUUAAUGGAAUAAAAGGAUUUUUUUUAUUAAACUGCUUUUAAUGUUUUAAAAGCAUUUGUAUAGUAAGGGACAACAUUUGUUUACCCCACUGGAGUGAGAAAAUAGGUAUAUGGAUAUCUGUGGAUGAAAUAACGUGUUUCCAGAUCACUGACUGUAUAUAAAGUUUAUGUUUAAAGUUAAUAAUAAAGGACUUGGAACCUG
This is a messenger RNA of Toxotes jaculatrix (banded archerfish), 2516 nucleotides long. It is a transcript of the gene galcb, whose product is annotated as galactosylceramidase b. Gene Ontology annotation, cellular component: lysosome. Bases 47 to 2041 code for a protein of 664 amino acids. Gene Ontology annotation, biological process: galactosylceramide catabolic process. The record is from RefSeq and is a predicted model, not a curated record. Gene Ontology annotation, molecular function: galactosylceramidase activity. Lineage: Eukaryota; Metazoa; Chordata; Actinopteri; Toxotidae. The transcript has 17 exons.